AUGGCUGGGUCUGCAUUGGAGCCUCAUCAGCACGAUGACGCUGCGUCUACCAUAGCUACUACUCCAAGUCACACUCUUGCUAAUGCUGCUGCUGCUGCUGCUGCUGCUGCUGCUGGUGCUGGUGGCGGCUCAAUAGGAGCAGCGCAGCAUGAAGCCAGCUCCAAUGCUACUCCUAUUGCUGCUGCUAUUGCGGCUGCCGCGCUGUCAUCCUCGUCAUCCUCGUCAUCAUCAUCCGCAGUCACUGCGGCUACUCUGCUCGACGACGCAACGACAAGCCACACGCGGCGGAAAGCGUCCGUCACGCACGCCAUGAUUGUCAUUCUCAUUGAAUUCGCCUGCGUCGGGCUCAUCAUGCCAAUCAUCCCGAGCGUCAUGAACAAUGCAUUCGGAAAUAACGUCUUCUUGGUCUCGGGAUUAUCGCAAGGCGUCAAGGGCAUUCUGGCAUUCUUCUCGGCACCGGCGGUCGGAGCAUUGUCCGAUGUGUACGGGCGAAAGCCAUUCCUGCUCUUGUCUGUCUUGUUCACUUGCCUGCCCAUCCCGCUCUUGUUCUUUGCCAAUCUGUGGCCCUACGUCAUUGCGAUGACAUUUUCCGGCCUGUUCGCCGUCACCUUCUCGGUCGUCUUUGCCUACGCAACAGACAUUACAACCGAAGACGAGCGCAAUUCAGCUUACGGCAAGAUCUCGGCAAUGUUCGCGGCCAGUCUGGUGCUCUCUCCGCUCGUGGGCAGCGUCAUGAGCAAGGUCUUUGGCAACGAUGCAGUCUACCAGCUGGCAUGCCUGCUUGCGUUUGCCGAUUUGUUCUACAUUUACGUGUACGUGCCAGAGUCGCUCUCGUUUGAAAAGCUGCAGCGCAACCAGCGCGCUCUCGGCGGGCGGUCGAGUUUGUCGAGCAGCACCUCCUCAUCAUCCAUUCCGACAGCUGGAGCAGCAGCAAAGCUACACCACCACCCGUCUGACGGAAACAUUACCAUCCCAGCAGCAGCAGCAGCCUCCAUCGCUGCGAGCGAUCUGCGGCCAUCACCCUCUUCUGGAUCCUCCUCCAUCAACGGGUCGCUCCAUCACCUGCAUCACAGCAACUCUCAUAGCUACAAUGGCAGUCCAACUGCACUCGACAGCGGCUUGAAUGGCGGAACUCUGGGCCACAGCAGCGAUCUGCGUGGUGUCAGCCCGCUCGAAGCCGACCUGCAUCACAAUCACAACAACAACAACAACAACAACAACAACAACAACACCAACAACAACCAUGGCCGACGGAGUCGACGACAUCAGUUGGCUGGAUUGUUCAGGACGCUGAUGGACAAGGGUGAUCCCCUGCGCUCGCUAAAGACCGUGGUCACCAGUCCCGCGCUUCUCCAGCUGUCACUCAUGGUGUUUCUCAGCUACUUGCCCGAGGCGGGAGAGCAAAUGCUCAUGCUUCAGUACCUGGGAGCGCGCUUCCACUUUACCGUUUACCAGCUCGCAUCCUUCAUUGCGGGCAUGGGCAUUUUGAGCGUGUUUGCCCAGACAUCGUUGCUCUCCUACUGCCACACACGCUUUGGCGACAUGCUGACCAUUCAGUUCGGGCUGGCUCUAGCUGCCACCCAGCUAGUGUGGUACGGUGUCGCAUCGCUGAGCUGGAUGAUGUACGGCGCUGGAGCGCUGGCUGCCCUGUCCACGUUGUGCUACCCUGCCAUCUCCGCCCUCGUGUCCAAGCAUGCACCUCCCGACCAGCAAGGUGCUGUGCAGGGCAUGAUUACAGGCGUGCGCAUGCUCUGCAAUGGUCUUGGACCACUUCUGUUUGGCUUGUUGUUCGACAUUGCCGGCCUCCAGAUUUCAGAGUACCGCGGACACUCACACGAUGACGACGAGGAAGACGACGACGACAUCAUCUUGCAUGCCGGUCUGCCAUUUCUGGUGGGUGCCGUGCUCGUCCUCGUAGCACUGGCCCUUUCCACGCGGCUGCGUCUGGGCGCGCCGUCCUCGAUGUCGGCCGUUUUGCAUGGCGAGAGCAGUUUGCCGCAGCUGGCUGCGCCUGGUGCCGCCUCUACUUCCGUCCCUCCGUUGUCGCCGACCAAGCUUCACGGACCCAGCGUCGGAUCUGGGCACAGUAACGCCAGCACCAGCGGAAACAAUCACACUGUUCUCACUCUGCCUUCCCCGAUGGUUCACUCGGCGCCGCAUCCAUCGGCGGAUCGCGAUGACGAUGACAGCGACGCCUACUCGGGCAGCAGUAGUAGUGGUGGUACGAGUUGGUCCAGUAAGUUGGGGUUGCAGCAGCACUCCAAGUACACGAGGCUUGCUGCCGACGACGAGCCGUCCUCCAGCACGGGCACGGCAACCAGCGAUUCCUACACUUCCAAACUUCUCAGCUUUACUCGCCGAAAGGACGCCAAGCAAUCGUAAACUCGAAGCGAUAUGUGUGUGUGUGUGUGUGUGUGUGUG
Messenger RNA from Capsaspora owczarzaki ATCC 30864, 2421 nucleotides. Its product is annotated as hippocampus abundant transcript 1 protein. The record is from RefSeq and is a predicted model, not a curated record. Gene Ontology annotation, cellular component: membrane. Gene Ontology annotation, molecular function: transmembrane transporter activity. The coding region runs from base 1 to 2382 and encodes 793 amino acids. The transcript has 3 exons. Gene Ontology annotation, biological process: transmembrane transport. Lineage: Eukaryota; Filasterea; Ministeriida; Capsasporidae.